AUGCUGUCGCGCUCGUCCACUUGCAUGGGAGUCGCCAAGGAGGUCCUCCACGGCGCUGAGGCUCGCUCGCGCAUGCUCGUCGGUGUCAACCGCAUUGCCGAUGCUGUGGCCGUCACCAUGGGCCCAAAGGGUCGCAACGUGGUCAUCGAGCAGAGCUUCGGGUCCCCUAAGGUCACUAAGGAUGGUGUUACUGUCGCCAAGGCCAUCGACCUCCCCGACAAGAUGCAGAACGUCGGUGCCGCCCUCAUCAAACAGGUGGCUUCCAAGACUAACGACAUUGCCGGUGAUGGCACUACCACCAGCACAGUGCUUGCUCGCGCCAUCUACCGUGAGGGUUGCAAGGCUGUUGCUGCUGGCAUGAACCCUAUGGACUUGAAGAGAGGCAUUGACGCCGCAGUGAAGGUGGUCAUGGAUGAGCUCAAGGCCCGCGCUCAGCCGAUCUCAACCGCCCAGGAAAUCCAACAGGUGGCGACGAUUGCCGCGAAUGGUGAUAAGACUAUCGGCAGUCUCAUCGCUGAGGCCUUCGAGAAGGUCGGCAAGGACGGCACCAUCACCGUGUCUGACGGCAAAACCAUGGAGCAUCAGCUCGAGGUUGUGGAAGGCAUGCAAUUCAACCGUGGUUACAUCUCUCCCUACUUUAUCACCAAUAACAAGACACAAUCGGUCGAGUUCGAGAAUCCUCUUAUUCUGGUGCACGAGAAGAAGAUCAGCUCCAUUCAGUCCAUUCUUCCUGUGCUCGAGUACGUCGUGAAACUGCAGCGUCCUCUCCUCAUCAUUGCUGAGGAUGUCGAUGGCGAGGCCUUGGCUACUCUCGUUGUCAACAAGCUCCGUGGCGGUCUCAAGGUCUGCGCUGUCAAGGCCCCCGGUUUCGGCGACAAUCGCAAGUCGCAGAUGCAGGACAUCGCAACUGUCUGCGGCUGUGAGGUUGUCAGUGAGGAUACUGGUACCAAGCUCAGCGACGACUUCGACCCUGCAUUGCUCGGCUCAUGCAAGUCUGUGUCGGUGAAGAAGGACGAUACCAUCAUCCUUGAUGGAGCAGGCUCUCGAGAGGAAGUCGAUGACCGUUGCGAGACUCUCCGUGAUGCGAUUGAGAACACCAGUAGUGAAUACGAGAAGGAUAAGCUGAAGGAGCGUCUUGCCAAAAUGAGUGGCGGUGUUGCUGUGAUUAAGGUUGGCGGUUCCUCCGAGGUGGAAGUUUCGGAAGUUAAGGAUCGUCUCAAUGACGCCCUUAACGCCACUAAGGCCGCUGUUGAGGAGGGUAUCGUCCCCGGUGGUGGAGCUGCUCUCUUGAGAGCCAGCAAGAAGUUGGACGAUAUGAAGUUGGACAACUUCGACCAGGAGGUCGGCUGCAACAUCAUCCGCUCUGCGUGUAAGCAGCCGUGCAAGACCAUUGUGGAGAACGCUGGUGAGGAGGGUGCCGUCGUGGUGCAGAAGCUCCUCAGUGAUGACCACUACCAUAAGGGAUAUAAUGCACAGACUUCUGAAUACGUUGACAUGCUACAACAGGGUAUUGUUGACCCCACGAAGGUGGUCCGAACUGCCCUGGCUGAUGCUGCUAGUAUUGCCAGUUUGAUGACUACUACUGAGACGGUCAUCUGUGAUCUUCCCGAGAAGGAGAAGUCUUCUUCCGCUCCCGACAUGAGCGGCAUGGGCGGCAUGGGUGGCAUGGGCGGUAUGAUGUAA
Molecule: messenger RNA, 1683 nt
Organism: Perkinsus marinus ATCC 50983
Lineage: Eukaryota; Perkinsozoa; Perkinsida; Perkinsidae
Product: heat shock protein 60, putative
Exons: 10
Coding region: 1-1683 (560 amino acids)
Biological process (GO): protein refolding
Molecular function (GO): ATP binding; ATP-dependent protein folding chaperone
Source: RefSeq, a predicted model, not a curated record